Eriocheir sinensis (Chinese mitten crab) is the source of this 3080-nucleotide messenger RNA. Its product is annotated as zinc finger protein 714-like. NCBI's taxonomy places the organism in Eukaryota, Metazoa, Arthropoda, Malacostraca, Decapoda, Varunidae. The coding region runs from base 1647 to 3080 and encodes 477 amino acids. The record is from RefSeq and is a predicted model, not a curated record. The transcript is spliced from 6 exons.
AAAAUCUUACGUUUUUUCUCCGCUUGCGACGUUUUUUUUUUUUUUUUUCAAUAUAUGUUUGAUUUAAACAAUUGGAAAUAUAUCGUACGCGGCAUAUUCAUGUGAGCGUGCUGAGUAACGGUUACUGUUACGGUUAAUAAGGGAGCUUAAGGCGGCUUAAUUUACACCUGCCUGGGACAGAAAACCUAAGUUUCAGGAUGAAGUGCUUAAGAAAGUGAUGUAUACUGAAAAGAAAAGUGCGUAGAAGUGAAAAAGAAGAAAAGAGGAACGAGAGAAGGAGGACCUAUAUAGGUCAGGUCAGGUGUCGUUCGGGAAGCUUGGCCUUUGUAUCGGCGCUUCCCUGAUGAUCUUCACUGGUCAGUUUUCAGCUCUUCAGUUGUUCGUGUCUAGGCUUUUUCUUUGUUGUUCUCUCUUUCUCCACAUUUCAUAUAUCACUGGCUUGGUUUCUUCGAUCAGCUCUUCUUUAAAUAAUGGUUCUCCAAUUAAGUCUUCUUCCUCUGUAGUGAGUCUUUCUAUUUGCAAUAUCUUCUUUCUUUCAUUUGCAUAAGCUGGGCACUGGAUUAAAAAAUGGGUUAAAUUUUCUAGUUCACUAUUGCACAUGAUGCAUUUUGUGUCACCAUUCGUGUGCCUAUUCCUGUCACUUAAUUUUAGGUUGUUAGUCCUUGCCUUAUAUAAUAUUUCUGAUGAUGGCUUAUUGUCAUAAAGCCUAAGAAGCGAUACAAAGCGGCACAGGUCAAAAGAAGAAGAAGAAGAAGAUCAAGAGCAGCAGCGGGAGAGUGUAAACACAGACACGAGGCAAAGUCUGUCUGUCUCCCCGACCUUCAGGAGAAGACCAAGGAGAAGGAGAAGAAAUCACCAAAUGACUGGCCCUUUCACUUGGCAGCGUCAACUCACCAUUCAGCCGCUGACCCCCAGUGACAGACUUCCGGGAGACUGGAAGGUAGUGGUGUCCACCAUGCUGGGAGGAGGACAGCGCUAAGUGACGGCACCCAACUCUGUGUGUGUGUCCUGACGUCCACCGCUGGUGCUGAAGUGAGGGUCUGAGGUGGGCAGCACAGGGCCAGAAGACAGCACCCGACUCUGUGUGUGUGUGUGUCCUGACGUCCACCGCUGGUGCUGAAGUGAGGGUCUGAGGUGGGCAGCACAGGGCCAGAAGACAGCACCUGACUCUGUGUGUGUGUGUCCUGACGUCCACCGCUGGUGCUGAAGUGAGGGUCUGAGGUGGGCAGCACAGGGCCAGAAGACAGCACCUGACUCUGUGUGUGUGUGUCCUGACGUCCACCGCUGGUGCUGGUGCUGAAGUGAGGGUCUGAGACACUUGCUGUGCUCAGCACUCACUGUCCUUGCUCCUUGGUGCAUCCUUCCCUUCACCUGCUUGCUUGGUCCCUGAGUAGCGGUGAGGAAGACUUGCUGCCCCCUCGGCUGCAAGGCCGGGCAGCAGCCUGAGUGGCCAGGAGCAGCAGAGCAGACUGCCACUGGUGUGAGGAUCAGGGGCGAUCAGAAGAACCACCACCACCACCACCCUGCUGCUGCUGCCUUCUCCAGCCAUAAGGAAAGGGAAAGUUUGAGUGGAAGGACUGUGAGGCAGUUUGGGACUGAGAGCAAGUUCAUCAGACACAGCCUUGCACACACUGCUGAGGGAAAGCAUGAGUAUCAGGAGUGUGAGGAAAGACUCCCUGGGAAGGGUGACCUCAACAAAAGCACCCACGCACUCGGGUGAAAGAAAUCAUGAAUCUCAAGGUUGUAGGAAAAGAUUGGGUGGGAAGGAUCACCUCAACACACACACCCUUACACACACUGGAGGAAAAAAACAUGGAUGUAAAGUUUGUGGGAAAAGUUUCCAUCUGAAGGGUGACCUCAAGGGACACACCCUUACACACACUGGUGAAAGAAACCAUAAAUGUGAAGUUUGUGGGAAAAGAUUCACUCUGAAGGGUAACCUCAAGAAACACACCCUUACACACACUGGUGAAAGGAACCAUAAAUGUGAAGUUUGUGGGAAAAGAUUCACUCUGAAGGGUAACCUCAAGAAACACAUCCUUACACACACUGGUGAAAGGAACCAUAAAUGUGAAGUUUGUGGGAAAAGAUUUAAUCGGAAGGAUAGCCUCCAGACACACACCCUUACACACACUGGUGAAAGAAACCAUAACUGUGAAGUUUGUGGGAAAAGCUUCACUCUGAAAGGUGACCUCAAGAAACACACCCUUACACACACUGGUGAAAGGAACCAUAAAUGUGAAGUUUGUGGGAAAAGCUUCACUCUGAAAGGUGACCUCAAGAAACACACCCUUACACACACUGGUGAAAGGAACCAUAAAUGUGAAGUUUGUGGGAAAAGAUUCACUCAGAAGGGUCACCUCCAGACACACACCCUUACACACACUGGUGAAAAAAAUCAUGAGUGUGAAGUUUGUGGGAAAAGAUUUAAUCGGAAGAGUAACCUCCAGACACACACCCUUACACACACUGGUGAAAAAAACCAUGAGUGUGAAGUUUGUGGGAAAAGAUUCCUUGUGAAGUCAUGGCUGAAGAGACAUGGCAUAAGACACUGUGGCCACAAAGGGUUCCAGUGUGAUGCUUGUGGCAAGCGAUUUCUGACAAGAGAGUUCGAAGCUGUCAUGCAAGCCUUCGUUGCUGGUAAUGAGAACCCAAACUUCAUGUUCUGGUGGAGCUACAUGGAGUUGGUCCACAUACUCCUGCUGUUCACUCGUGCUCAGAGGGAUGGAAUCUGGGACCUGGACUUCCAUGCUUUUCAGCGAAUGUUGCCGUAUUUCAUGCACUACAACCAUGUGAACUUUGCUCGCUGGGGAACCAUCUGCUUGAACGAGAUGUACCAGCUUCCAGAAGAGGUUAAGAAGGAAUUUGAAGAUGGCAACUUUGUCGUCAAGCGCUCCUCACUGCGCUUCAACCAAGUGGACCCAGACCAGAGUCAAGAGUGGCUUGGUUGCUUUAGUGUGGAGGCAGGCCCACUUGCAGCACCCAGUUCUCCCUCCACCAGAAACCAUGGGGUGGAGAGUAGAGGGGAGCUCACUUGUUCCUCAACUCUCAUCGCUGCCUCCCAUUCCAGAAGCUCGUGA